This is a messenger RNA of Penicillium macrosclerotiorum, 861 nucleotides long. Its product is annotated as class II fructose-bisphosphate aldolase. The transcript has a single exon. Gene Ontology annotation, molecular function: zinc ion binding; aldehyde-lyase activity. The record is from RefSeq and is a predicted model, not a curated record. The coding region runs from base 1 to 861 and encodes 286 amino acids. NCBI's taxonomy places the organism in Eukaryota, Fungi, Ascomycota, Eurotiomycetes, Eurotiales, Aspergillaceae. Gene Ontology annotation, biological process: carbohydrate metabolic process.
AUGCCUCUCACAGAAAACCGCGCGUUGCGCAUCCUCGACCAUGCCGCCGAAAACCACUAUGGCGUGCCCGCAAUGUGCUGCUACAAUGUGGAGGGUAUUUUGGCCACAGUUCGCGCGGCUGAGGCCAAGCGUUCGCCUGCAAUGAUCCUCCUCUUCCCAUGGGCGGUGCACUACGCGGACGGAAUCCUCGUCCACGCGGCCGCGGAGGCGGCCCGCAAAGCCUCUGUCCCCGUCACAGUUCACAUGGACCACGCCCAGACACCAGAGAUCAUCCGCUACGCCGCAGACCUGGGCGGAUUCGACAGCAUCAUGGUCGACAUGUCGCAUUAUGAAAAGGCAGAGAAUCUCGCACUGACUAGCGAGUUGGUGGCGUACUGCCACGCGCGGGGCAUCGCGACCGAGGCCGAGCCCGGGCGUAUUGAGGGCGGCGAGGAUGGUGUAGCUGAUACGGCGGACUUGGAAGGCCUGUUAACGACGCCAGAGGAAAGCCAGGAAUUUGUGGACACCGGUAUUGACUGGCUGGCGCCGGCGUUCGGCAAUGUACAUGGAGAGUACGGGCCGCGCGGGAUCCAGCUCGAGUAUGAGCGAUUGCAGUCGAUCAAUGCGGCGGUUGGAAAGAAGGUACGACUGGUACUGCACGGGGCGGAUCCGUUUACAAAGGAGAUCUUCCAAAAAUGUAUCGAUUGCGGCGUGUCUAAGAUCAACAUCAAUAAGGUCUUGAAUAAUGAGUAUAUCAAGGUGCAGCAGGAGAAGGCAGGAAAGGUGCCACUGACCACCCUGCUGGAGGAAGCUACAAAUGCGAUGCAGAAGGCCGUGGAAAAGUGCAUUGAUAUGCUGAACUCUGGCAACAGAUACCCUUGA